Messenger RNA from Danio rerio (zebrafish), 2361 nucleotides. RefSeq names its product retinol dehydrogenase 10a (gene rdh10a). NCBI's taxonomy places the organism in Eukaryota, Metazoa, Chordata, Actinopteri, Cypriniformes, Danionidae. The record is from RefSeq and is marked validated.
GACAUUUUGAGACCUUUUUCUAAAACGAGUCACGGCACGGCAUUAAACAUGGUGAUGAACAUCUUCGUGGAGUUUUUCUUGGUCAUGCUCAAAGUUUGCUGGGCCAUCGUGAUGGCCGGAUUCAAGUGGCUGAUACGGCCGAAGGAGAAGAGCGUAGCGGGACAGGUGUGCGUGAUCACCGGGGCGGGCGGAGGGCUCGGGCGGCUCUUCGCCAAGGAGUUCGCCCGGCGCCGGGCUACACUGGUGCUGUGGGACAUCAACAGCCACAGCAAUGAGGAGACUGCGGAGAUGGUGCGACAGAUCUACAGAGAGCAGGACAACCCGAUGUCAAAAGAGGGAGCUGUUGGUGGUGUGGAAGAGGUUCCUCCGUUUCAGCCGCAGGUGUAUACAUACGUGCUUGAUGUGGGAAAGAGGGAGAGUGUGUACUCGACAGCAGAGAAAGUGCGUAAGGAGGUUGGUGAAGUGGACUUGUUGAUCAACAACGCUGGUGUUGUGUCCGGCCACCAUCUGCUAGAGUGUCCCGAUGAGCUGAUCGAGAGGACCAUGGUGGUGAACUGCCACGCGCACUUCUGGACCACCAAGGCAUUUCUUCCCAAGAUGCUAGAGAUGAACCAUGGCCAUAUUGUGACCGUUGCCAGUUCACUGGGCCUUUUCAGCACAGCUGGUGUGGAGGAUUACUGCGCUAGCAAGUUUGGUGCCAUCGGCUUCCAUGAGUCCCUGAGCCACGAAAUCCAGGCUUCGGAGAAGGACGGUAUCAAGAUGACGCUGGUGUGUCCUUACCUGGUGGACACGGGCAUGUUCAGAGGAUGCAGAAUAAGGAAAGAGAUCGAGCCGUUUCUCCCUCCGCUGAGACCAGAGUUCUGUGUGAAACAGGCUAUGAGGGCCAUCCUGACAGACCAGCCCAUGAUCUGCACGCCUCGCAUCGUAUACAUGGUCAACUUUAUGAAAAGCAUUUUGCCGUUUGAAGCAAUCGUGUGCAUGUACCGGUUCCUUGGUGCUGACAAGUGUAUGUACCCCUUCCUGGCUCAAAGAAAAGAGGCGAUGAACAACAACGAGGCCAAGAACGGGAUCUAGAGGGUGCCAUUUUUUUAACCCACAAGGGUAUUUUUCUAACCCGCAUGAGGAUAAGACCACUGAGAGGGCAGAAGGAAGAGAAAAGACUGAGUUUUUUUAGACUGGUGCACUUGCAUUUGGCAGAUGCAAAGGUUUACCAUAUUGUUCCUCUGGAACAAAGAAAGCUGUGUACUACACUAAGGAUUUAUUUGUUGAUUUUUAUGUUGUGUGUCUUUUUUAAAGGUUUGUUUAAUCAAACCAUCCAUCUAUAUACUGUGUCAAUAGUUUUGAAAUCAUACAUGAGCUAUUCAGUAAUUAACUAUUUACGUAAUGUAGUCAUCAGCAUUAUCUAGCAUCUUUGUGAAACUAUACAGUAUGUUACUGUACAAACAGUAAAUUCUUGUCACUUUUUUUGGUUUUGUUUUGUUUGUGUGUAGACAUGCACUGUAUUUACUUUCUUCUACACUGCCGACAUUAUCUACACAGUUCAAUGUGGCACAACGCCAACCCCAAUCCAUUUAAAGGCUGGAGAUCAUGUGUCUGAAAGAGCCCAGUUCUGCACCAUGUGAUGUUAUACAGUAGAUGAAAUAUUUUGCAUUAUCCCCCCCACACACAAACACACAUUUCUCUUUGUUGACGUCAUGAGAAGUGUAAGUGGGUAAACCUCUGGUCUUUUAUUUUUUCAGCUGCCGAUGGGAAGGGAGUGUUUAUUUUUUUUACUCCAUAAUCUACAGAGUCUUACGGUAUUUUGUAUAAGUAAAUAUACCAGAGCGACGGUCAAUCUGAAGAGAUGGCCUGCUUUUUAUCUAAUGUCAUUGAUUAUUAUAUUUAGUAUUAAGUGACCAAUUUUAAACUUGCGCAGCAGCUGAAAAUACUUUUGGUCGUUUCAUUGUGGAAUCAUCAUGAAGUUUAUAAAUCAUUUAUGAAUCGCCAGUUACAGUCAAUAACCCGAGGAUCUUGUCAUAAUCUGAAUAUGAUGCAUUUUUUUUUAAUGUACACUUAUUAUUUCUGUAUGCAAAGCUGAACCAUUAAACAAGUUUUUCACACACAAUUUUUACAUUUAGGCCAGCAAAAGACAAAACACAUGAUUUUAAAGUACAUUCCAAUAGGCUUCCUCUCUUCACCGACUGUGAUGAGCCUAAAAUCUCUACCUCUUCAUAUUUUUUUUGCCAUUUGUUAUUGUUACAGUAUGACAUAAAUACUCUUUUGUAACUUUCCUAAAGAGUGCUCUAUAGAUGAGCACACAACAUGGUUCCAAUGUUUAGUGUCUCUACCUAACUUAAAUUAAUAAAAUGAUUUAGAUUAUGA